GCCAAAAUGGCGACCCAUUGAGGCAUUGCUGUAGUGACCCCAGACUGGAUUCAUCAAGGAGCUCGCAACACAAACAAACCAAGGACAGCUAGACUACCGAAGCAGUUUCACUUCUCCUGGAGCCUGGAAUCUACAAACUCUCUGAGCCACCGUACCAGUAAAAAGAAUCGGAAGAUGGCUACCAAGGACGAGGUACAAAAGAUUGCUGAUGGCCUCGCCGCUACGGCGACGAGCAAUGGCGGCAGCUCCGGUAACAACAGGACAGAUGACUACGUUGACGAAGAUGAUGACCUGAGCGAUGUGUUUUCGACUGUGAAUGACAAUGAAGAUUCUCACGAAGAAGAAAAAAAGACUUCCAAACAGAGAAAGGCGGAAGAAGCCAUGCUGGUUCAGGCAACCCAAGAGAACAAGGCUGUGUGGACAUUCCGUUUGCUGACCACCUUGGUUUUGGUGGUAGUUGCUGUGACCAUCUGCUUGGUCGUGGCCCUCAAUGAGAAGAAUAAUGAGAAGAAGGACUUUGAAACUGCCUUUCAAGAGUUGGGUGGGCAGCUUGUGGCCACUUUUGAGUCUCAUGUGGUCCAGCGCAUGGGAAUUGUGGAUAAGUUCUCCAUGGAACUAACUUCGGAAUGUGAAACUGAUGUCAAUUGUACUUGGCCCUUCGUCACUCCUGCUAACUACCAAGUGCGAGCCGCCAAAUCGGGCGAGCUCGGCAAGUUGGCACAACUCUUUUUGUUGCCCAGGGUCUACACAGAGCUAGAUGAUGAGUGGGUGGCAUAUACACAAGAAAACCAAGGCUGGAUUGUGGAUAGCCUGAGAGCAAACGGUGCAGUAGAACCCAUUGAAGCUGUGCCAGUUCCUCCCUUUGUCUAUAAUAUUGAAGAUGGAAAACCCUCACCCAUGAAUUCCAGCUUGUGGGAUCAGUACUUUCCGAUGUGGGUACAGUGGCCUAUUGCCAAGAGAACGUUCGCGAACUUCAAUCCAUAUGGCAAUGGAGAUGCUGGCAGGCUUCAAAUUGAUGCUGUUUAUGAGACUGGGAUGCCCUCAUUUCCAAGAUCCAUUGAUUGGUGGGAGGAAUUUGACACACGUGACAAAAAUCACAUCUUCAGGCUAAUCAAAUCUGUCUACCCCGACUAUAAUGGAGAUCCAUUGUAUACGGGCUGUUUCCCUGUUUGGAAUAGUGUGGACCCCAAUAAUGAUGAAAAGGAAAUUGUUGGGGUGAUCCAGGGAGGAGUGAUUUGGAACACAUACUUUGAAUCCAUCUUGCCCGAAGGAACCAAGAACAUCACUGUUAUUCUUGAGAAUCAGUGCAACCAGACCUUCACCUAUAAUGUUGGUGGUGAGACUGGAGAAUUCCAAGGGCCAGAAGACUUGCACGACCCCAAGUAUGACUACCUUGAGCUGGGCAGCAACAUCAACGAUGUCAUUGGAAUUGAUCGAGAUCAGUUCACUGUGACUCGCGGAAACUGUGAUUACAGCAUUCGUGUCUACCCAUCCAAUGAGUUUGAGGAGUCCUUCUACACAAACAGACCCACCACUUAUGCCCUGGCCUUGGCCUUUGUGUUCAUCUUCACAUGCUCUGUCUUCCUCCUCUAUGAUCGCAUGGUGGAACUCCGACAAAGGAAGGUUAUGAAGUCAGCCUUACAAUCGGGAAAGUUAGUUUCUUCCUUGUUUCCUGAAGAGGUUCGAAACCGUCUCUUUGAAGAAGAAGAGGCCAAGAAGAAUGCUGAUCAACGGGGCUGGAAAAAGCAACCGUCUGAUGAUGACCUUGCAGAUCUUGCUUCGGUUGCUGCAAAACAGUCCCAUGCCAUUGCCUCUCUCUAUCCUGAAACAACAAUCUUCUUUGCUGACCUUGCUGGGUUUACAAAAUGGUCUUCAUCUCGUACUCCCAUUGAGGUGUUCGACUUGUUGGAGACGGUGUACGGCGAAUUUGACAAAUUGGCCAAGCGAUACAAAGUCUUCAAAGUCGAGACAAUUGGGGAUUGCUAUGUGGCUGUCACUGGUCUUCCCAAGCCUCAAGAAGAUCAUGCGUUGCUGAUGUGCAAGUUUGCCCGCUCGUGCAUGGCUAAGUUCCAGCUUGUGACGGUAGAUCUCUCGGAUACGCUAGGCGAGGACACCAAAUUAUUGGAAAUGAGAGUUGGUCUCCAUAGCGGUCCUGUUACGGCCGGGGUACUCCGUGGAGACAAAGGUCGAUUCCAGUUGUUUGGCGAUAGUGUCAACACUGCCAGUCGAAUGGAGAGCAAUGGGGUGAAGGGAAAGAUCCAUUGCAGUGAAGCUACUGCUGAGGCUUUGCGCAAAGCACGAAAACAAAACUGGCUGGUCCCCAGAGAAGAUAAGAUUGUGGCAAAAGGCAAAGGUGAAAUGCAAACAUACUGGGUUGAAAUGUCUGGGCUAGCAGCAACAAGUACAUCAGGUUCUGUGCUGUCCGGGAUUCAUUCCAUCGAGACCCCAGAACAAAGCACCCCGACACCAUCGUCUCAUGCUUCCAUGCCGCUUCGAAACAAUCCCAACCAGCAGCAGGAUCUAGAGGGAAGCAAAAGUGGCAUUGAGUGCUAGAACUUCCCGUGGCAUCUCCUUUUGAAAACUAUUCCAACUGGGACGGGCGCCAGAGCCUCACUUGCGUGUGAAAGUACGGUACAGUACUAGUGGUAGCAGUGGUGGGCAAUGCACAAGGUCUACAAGCUUACAGUACCGGUACAGUUGGCCAAGAAUGCAAUUGAUGCUCGUUAUCUUUUAAUUAAUGCACAUCGUCACGAUUCGAUUCCCCCAUGAAUUCGUGCUGGAGCACUUGGAACCCC
Molecule: messenger RNA, 2795 nt
Organism: Seminavis robusta
Lineage: Eukaryota; Bacillariophyta; Bacillariophyceae; Naviculales; Naviculaceae
Source: the annotation of a GenBank genome assembly